Messenger RNA from Arabidopsis arenosa, 1613 nucleotides. Lineage: Eukaryota; Viridiplantae; Streptophyta; Magnoliopsida; Brassicales; Brassicaceae. The record is from the annotation of a GenBank genome assembly.
UUAGUUUGUUAAGUUUACUAAUAAAAAUAAAAUAAAUUUAUUCAGAGCGACACAUAUAAUGUAAUGGGAUGUUACAAUCUUCGGUGUCCUGGUUUUAUACAAACCAGUGACACCAUUGUCAUUGGAGGAUCCAUUUCCCCCGUCUCUGUAUUUGAGGGCGACCAAUAUGAGAUCACAGUAUCUGUAUGGAAGGAUCAAAAGAGCGGAAACUGGUGGUUGAGUUUGGGAUCCAACUAUUCACUGGUUGGAUACUGGCCGGCUCCAAUUUUCGUAAAUUUAGCUUACGCAGAUGAUGUGCAAUGGGGUGGUGAGAUCGUGAACUCAAACAUAUCCGGUCGACACACUACAACACAGAUGGGAUCCGGUCAUUUUCCUGAUGAAGGCUUCGGCAGAGUUGGCUACGUUCGAAACCUAGAGAUCGUAGACAACAACAACGAAUUCCAGCCGGUUCACAUAAAAGUAAUAGCAACCGACCCUAAAUUCUACACUAUCAAAAACAUGACUGGAGAUGAUUGGGGUACAUAUCUCUUCUAUGGAGGGUCAGGGUUUAGUCAGAUUCAUUCAGGAGCCGGUAACGCCGAGUACGCAGACGUAAGCGAAUGCAGAGCGGAAUCUGGAGAUCCAUCAUGUCACAACAACAAAAUAGCACAAAAGCUUAAACUAAUUGCAAUCCCAUCGAUCUUAGUGGCGAACAUGAUCGGUGUUUCUUUACCGUUGCUUUCUCGUUCCAUUCCUGCUUUAGGACGACCCGACCGAGAUAUGUUUGUGAUCGUUAAGACUUUAGCUUCGAGUGUAAUUUUGACAACCGGUUUUAUGCAUGUGUUACCGGACUCUUUCGAUGAUCUCACGUCCAAAUGUUUGCCUGAAGCGCCCUGGAGGAAGUUUCCUUUCAGCACUUUCAUCUCGACUGUCUCGGCUUUGCUCGCUUUAAUGAUUGAUUCAUAUGCGAUGAGAACUAGUAAGCGUGAAGGAGAAGCCGUACCAUUAGAAAAUGGAUCUAAUUCUGUGCAUACACAAGAAAAGGUCAACGAUGAUAAGACAAGUCAACUUCUUAGGAAUAGAGUCAUUGCUUUGGUGUCGGAACUAGGUAUCGUAGUUCACUCGUUCGUGACCGGUCUCGCUAUGGGGGCUUCAGAUAACAAAUGUACCAUACGAUCACUUAUCGCAGCCCUUUGUUUCCAUCAACUCGUUGAAGGAAUGAGACUCGGUGGUUCCAUUUUACAGGCGGAAUUGAAAAGCAACAUGAAUUGGAUAAUGGUGUUUUUCUUUCCUGUCACAACACAAGUUGGGAUUGCUUUAGGGAUGGAAAUACAAAAGAUAUAUGAUGAGACAAGUCCGACAUCGUUGAUCGUAGUGGGGAUCUUGAAUGCGUGUUCUGCAGGAUUAUUGAUUUAUAUGGCACUUGUUAAUCUCUUGGCUCAUGAAUUCUUCGGACGACCAAAUAUACAAGGGAACAUGAAGCUUCAUUUCCUCGGUUAUGUUGCUGUCUUUAUAGGUGCUGGAGGAAUGUCUUUGAUGGCUAAGUGGGCAUAGAACUCUUGAGUUAGACUCAUCUUUACUUCUGUGUUCAGUUUAAUUUUCGAUCAUUAGUAUAAUAAAAUAUUGUAUGAUUU